Molecule: messenger RNA, 2442 nt
Organism: Aspergillus nidulans FGSC A4
Lineage: Eukaryota; Fungi; Ascomycota; Eurotiomycetes; Eurotiales; Aspergillaceae
Product: glycoside hydrolase family 31 protein
Exons: 1
Coding region: 1-2442 (813 amino acids)
Biological process (GO): carbohydrate metabolic process
Molecular function (GO): hydrolase activity, hydrolyzing O-glycosyl compounds; alpha-1,4-glucosidase activity
Source: RefSeq, a predicted model, not a curated record
AUGGAAGGACACGUAUUUGAGACUCACCCUAGAGCAAACCCUGGCGCGGUAGUUCAAGGGGCGCAGUACCGGUUCACUCUCCUGAGCGAGCGCCUCAUCCGCUUUGAGUGGGCAGAAGAUGGCCAAUUCGAGGACAGGGCGUCGACCUUCGCAAUCGAUCGCGAAUUUCCUGUGCCUAGAUUUCGAAUCGUGGAUGGUGACGAGCUUGAAAUUAUCACGGAGUAUUUCCACGUGAGCUACACGAAACAGAAAUUCAGCCCGGAGAGUCUCGUCUUUCACUUCAGCGGCAAGAGUGUCAAGUAUGGCACGCCCUGGCGGUUUGGUACCCCUACGGAAUUCAACCUUGGAGGCACCGCUAGGACACUGGAUGGGGUUGACGGUCGUUGCGAUAUGGGGCAGGGCGUGCUUUCGAAAGCGGGAUAUGCUGUGCUUGACGACUCGAAAAGUAUGCUGUUUGACGGCAAGGGCUUCGUUGCGCCCAGACAGGCUGGAGAUAGGGCUGACUGGUACCUCUUCUGCUAUGGUCGCGACUAUAAGGCUGCGAUCAAAGCAUUCUAUGCCGUGUCUGGGAAGCAGCCUGUCGUACCACGCUUCGUCCUCGGCAAUUGGUGGAGUCGAUACUAUGCGUACCACCAGGACGAAUAUGUCGCACUGGUGGACAAGUUCCUGGAGCAUAGCAUUCCAUUGUCCGUUGCUGUCCUCGAUAUGGACUGGCAUUACGUAUCGGAUGAGCGAGUGCCCCAUGCCGGGUGGACUGGCUAUACCUGGAACGAGAAGCUUUUCCCCAAUCCGAAGAAAUUUAGACGCGAUAUUCAUCAAAGGCAGCUUCGUAUCACGAUGAAUGAUCAUCCGCAUGGUGGGAUCCACGCACACGAAGCUGCAUACGAGCGGAUGGCACUUUUUCUCGACCAUGAUACAAGGGACAGAAACCCUAUCUUGUUCGACCCUGCAAGCCCAAAGUUCAUGGAGGCGUACUUAAGUAUUCUGCACCACAGGCUAGAAUUGGAUGCGUGCGAUUUUUGGUGGAUUGACUGGCAGCAGGGGCCGUACUCCAAGAUUCCCGGCUUCGAUCCUCUAUGGUUAUUGAACCACUUUCAGUAUCUUGAAAGUAAACAUUAUGGCAGCGUGCCUCUUAUAUUCUCCCGGUAUGGUGGCCCGGGAAGUCAUCGGUAUCCUAUCGGCUUCUCUGGCGACACCGUCGUAACCUGGGAGUCUCUCGCUUUCCAGCCAGAAUUCACCGCGACGGCUUCUAACAUUGGUUAUGGGUGGUGGAGUCACGAUAUCGGUGGCCACAUCCGUGGUAUCCGAGAUGAUGAGCUUCUUAUCCGGUGGACCCAGCUGGGUGUUUUCUCUCCGGUCAUGCGACUGCACUCGACCAGUUCGCGCUGGAACUCCAAGGAACCAUGGCUCUACGGGGACGAGUGUUUCAGAGUCAUGGCCAGGUUUUUGAGAUUCAGGCAUCGCCUCGUGCCGUACCUUUACACGCAGAAUGUGUCAGGAUCUUUCAAUGACGAGCCAUUGGUGCAGCCCAUGUACUGGUCCUGGCCAAACGAACCCAAUGCGUAUGAAGUGCCGAACCAAUACUUCCUCGGUUCCGAGUUACUAGUCGCACCUAUUGUACAACCGCGAGAUAAGCGGACCAACCUGGCGUCCGUCAAGGCGUGGCUCCCGCCUGGAAAACGAUUCGUGGAUAUCUUCUGCGGAACGGUUUACGAUGGUGGCCGAAUGGUCACCCUUUAUCGGCCCAUAGAUAAAUACCCAGUCUUAGCACCGGAAGGUUCGAUAGUGACUUUGACAUCUGAAGCAUGUCCCGGAAACGGUUGCUUAAACCCAUCAGGGAUUGAGGCACUCGUCAUAGUCGGGAAAGAUGGCCGGGCACGCCUGAUAGAGGACGUGGUGGAUGACGACUUCUUUAAGGAACGAGUCGCACCUGCUCCGAACUUGCGAGUAGCAUGGAAUAUCGAAUUCAUACAAGCUACAGGGAAACUGACUGCUCGAAUUCCUGCCGGCAAGCUCAAUCUUAAUCUCCGCUUCCUUGGUAUGAACCUAAAGCCGCAGGACUUCAGACUGCUGGGCAAUGGCAGGGACCUAAAAAAUGACGGCAUUGACGUUCGAUUGGCCCAAUAUGGCAAUAAGCCCUGUCUGUCGGUCUUUUUUUCAGAUUUCGUUUCACUUCAACCGACUACAAUCACCAUCAGCCUGGGACCAGAUCCACAGCUUGAAGUCGUCGACCAUACCGCUUCUCUAGAAGAACUCAUCAGAGGAUAUCAGGCCGAGGUAAGGAUGAAGGACCAGCUGUGGAACGCCAUCGAAGAGGGAAAGGGACGCCCGCUUUGCAUUAUCUCGUCGCUAUUGGCUCUAGGAUACGAUGAAGCCAUCGUUGGUCCGCUUGUUGAAUUGAUCACGGCAGAUAGCAGGCCCUGUCCUGGGUGGAUGUCGUGA